Molecule: messenger RNA, 1958 nt
Organism: Paramecium octaurelia
Lineage: Eukaryota; Ciliophora; Oligohymenophorea; Peniculida; Parameciidae
Source: the annotation of a GenBank genome assembly
UAAGAUGCAAUAAUCAUUAUUCUUUCAAAUUAGGUAAUUCUUUUUACAAUUUGAUAUGUUUGGAUAGCCUCCAAAAUUUAGAAUUUUGGGAAAAUGCAAAUACAAUUCAACUUUGGGGGCAUUGUCAACAUUAGGGACUAUUUUCUUUGCUCUGGCUUAUUUAGUCGUAGGGAUUUAAGAAUUAAUAGCUAAAAAUUCGCCAAAUGUGAUUUCAUCAGAGAGAUAAGUAGUAGAGACAUCAGUACAUCUCUGAUAUAUUUAGCCAUUUCUUCUCGAAAGGAAUAAUUUCACAAUUGCAAUUACCAUGGCGGAUCUUAAUAGUCAACCUUUAACAACGAUAAAUAAAUAUUUUACUAUUUCGCUUAAAAAUUGUUAAACCACUAGAAUUUAUAAUGAAACAUCCUAAACUUCGAAUGUUACAAGAAAGUAAACUGAAUUCUAAAUGAUAGCUGCACUAUAAUCCCAUUGGAAGCAUGCACAAAGGAGCAUUUUCUAUCUGAAACUUAGAUUGACUACUUCUCGAGGAUUAGAUUGGGAUCCGUACAGUGUAUCAAAAAGGAUUAUUGGGAUAGUAAUCCUCCUGUAAAUAAAUUAAGUUAUUAUUAAUAAGGUACUACAAGGGAUUAAAACAAGUCCUGCAUAUUCCUCUUUGACCAUAACUGUUGCUGUGUGUAAGAACUCCACUAAUAAAAGUGAUUGUGCUCCAAUUGAGGACAUAAAAAAAUAGCUCAGUUCUGGAUUUUAUGCAGUUCAUUUAAGUGAUUCACUAUUAUAGAUGAAUAGAGCUGUCAAUAUGUCCUUAGAUGUCAUAAACAUCUAAUAUUACACCUUUUCAAUUACUACAUCUAAAAACAUAUUUUAGCAAUUUAAAGUUGUGGAUACUUACACAGAUUCUGGAGUGGUGUUCUCAGAUUUAUCUGAAUAGCAAGUGCUCAUUUAGGAUUCCCUAAGAGAGUCAACUGAUCUAUACAAUGAAGAAUAUUUGGUGUUGCACAAUAUCAAUUUAAGUUCAAAAUACACUGAAUACCAAAGGUCAUAUGUGAAGAUUCAAGCCAUUUUAAGCAGAGUGGGAGGCUUAUAUUAAAUGAUAUUUCUACUGUUGGCCGCAUUCAUUAAACCUCUGGUUCAAUUGAUGUUGGACAUCGAUAUGGCAAAUGAAUUGUUCAAAUUCAGUGACAAUAAAAAGGAUAAAUUAAAUGUAUCCGAUGACAAUAAAGUCGUGGAUGCGUUGGCUGGAAUAGUCAGAAGUAGGAGGAAGCUGUUAUCUCCUAGAGACACUGGCAGAUUGAACAGUGAAAAUAAUCAGGAAGCCAUGAUUGUAAGAAUUGUAGACUAUUUAGAAUGAAAGUUUGAAUAUAAUUCUGAGGAAGAAGAACCAAAUAAGCAGAAACAUUAAGACAAUUAUUUGGAUAUUCAUUGGUUGCGAUAAAAAGAAGAGAAAGAUGUUAGAGCUGGCAAAGGAGAAAUAUAUGGAGAAAUUAGAUGUGAAAUUGAUAAUUCAAAAACUAUAUGAACUUGAUCAACUGAGGGAUGUUAUUUUGACUGAAGAGUAGAAGAAAUUAUUCAAAUAUUUGCCUAAACCAGACAUAGCUUAAGACUUAGAACAGGCAAAAUGCUUGGAUUAGUCAAAGUAAAAUUAAUAAUUGCAAUCUAUAGCAAUUUAGGAGGCAUUUUAAGCUUAUGAAAAAGUGGUGUCUUAAGGUUGGAAAUCAGGGGUUAAUUAAAAAUUAGUUUAAUCAUUAGAUCCAGAAAUCUAAUAACUUUUCUAAUCACUCUAAAAGAGUCAACAAAAUUAGAAUCAAUUCUUAAAUGAGAUUCCUUUGAAUUAAUCUAAGCUCAGAUUUGACGUGGGUGAUUUAGCAGAUUGCUAGUCAAUCUAUGAGGAUUGCAACGCUAAUCCCCAGAGAAUUUAUACCUAGGUCCCCAAAAGAAUGAACAAAUAGCAUGAAACAUAAUGA